Molecule: messenger RNA, 1719 nt
Organism: Portunus trituberculatus (swimming crab)
Lineage: Eukaryota; Metazoa; Arthropoda; Malacostraca; Decapoda; Portunidae
Gene: alien
Product: COP9 signalosome complex subunit 2
Exons: 10
Coding region: 45-1379 (444 amino acids)
Biological process (GO): protein deneddylation
Cellular component (GO): COP9 signalosome
Molecular function (GO): protein binding
Source: RefSeq, a predicted model, not a curated record
GAUAACGGGCCGCGGCAAGUGGUAGUGGAGUACAGCGGAUCAUCAUGUCGGACGCCGAAGAUGAUUUUAUGUGUGAUGACGAGGAGGAGUACGACCUGGAAUACUCUGAGGACAGCAACAGUGAACCAGACGUUGACCUUGAAAACCAGUACUACAAUAGCAAGGCCUUGAAAGAGGAUGAUCCCCGGGCAGCCCUCACCUCUUUCCAGCGUGUCCUGGACCUGGAGGCUGGAGACAAAGGAGAAUGGGGCUUCAAGGCUCUCAAGCAGAUGAUCAAGAUAAAUUUCCGAUUGGGGAACUAUGAGGAGAUGAUGUCAAGGUAUAAGCAUCUACUCACCUACAUAAAAUCUGCUGUGACUCGUAAUUACAGUGAGAAGUCAAUAAACUCCAUAUUGGAUUACAUCUCCACAUCAAAGAAUAUGGAACUUCUACAAGAUUUUUACGAGACAACACUAGAAGCUCUGAAGGAUGCAAAAAAUGACCGUUUGUGGUUCAAAACAAACACCAAGUUAGGCAAGCUGUAUUUUGACCGGGAGGACUAUACUAGACUCUCCAAGAUCUUAAAACAGCUCCAUCAGUCAUGUCAGACUGAUGAAGGUGAAGAUGACUUGAAAAAAGGAACCCAACUUCUAGAGAUCUAUGCUCUGGAAAUUCAAAUGUACACAGCACAGAAGAAUAACAAAAAAUUGAAAGCCUUAUAUGAACAGUCACUUCACAUAAAGUCUGCUAUUCCUCAUCCUCUUAUUAUGGGAGUUAUAAGAGAAUGUGGAGGAAAAAUGCAUCUUCGUGAAGGAGAAUUUGAGAAAGCUCACACUGAUUUCUUUGAGGCUUUCAAGAACUAUGAUGAAUCUGGCAGCCCACGGCGAACUACAUGUUUGAAGUAUCUUGUUUUAGCAAACAUGUUAAUGAAAUCAGGUAUCAAUCCAUUUGACUCUCAAGAAGCAAAACCCUACAAGAAUGAUCCAGAAAUUUUAGCAAUGACCAACCUUGUGGCAGCAUACCAAAAUGAUGACAUUAAUGAGUUUGAAACCAUCCUGAAGCAAAACCGAACAAAUAUAAUGGAUGAUCCAUUUAUACGAGAACACAUUGAAGAUCUCCUCAGGAAUAUUCGCACACAGGUCCUCAUAAAAUUGAUUAAACCAUAUACAAGAAUACACAUACCAUUCAUCUCGAAUGAACUUAACAUUGAUGCAACUGAUGUAGAAGCCUUGCUUGUACAAUGCAUCUUAGAUAAUACAAUUGAUGGACGGAUUGACCAGGUAAAUCAGGUGCUGGAAUUGACGCGAGGAGCAGAGGGAGCUGCCCGGUAUACAGCACUGGAUCGGUGGACCAAUCAGCUCCAAUACUUGCAGUCUGUGAUUGUCACCAAAAUGAACUAAUUUGUGACAGUCUGUGAUUGUCACCAAAUAGAAUUAAUUAUAUGGCAGGUUAUGAGUAGAUUACUACGUAUGGACACUAUGGAAAUGUGAAAUUUUAUUGCCUCAAAAUUGGAAAUAAUCUUGUUGGCUGAUAAGCUCAUGUUGAUAUAUUAAUUUUGGGAAAUAUCAAGAACAGAUUUGUUAAAAUUUCAUGGAAUUUUCUUAUGUUUGCCUUAUAUAAACUUUUUUAAAGUGAAAAUUUGUUACAUUAAAAUUGAAAACCUCUUACAGUAUAUGAGCACUAUUCUAUUGUGAUAAUAUAACAAUGUUUCACAGUAAAGAAAACAGUGAGACAAAAAAA